This is a messenger RNA of Caenorhabditis angaria, 1772 nucleotides long. The record is from the annotation of a GenBank genome assembly. NCBI's taxonomy places the organism in Eukaryota, Metazoa, Nematoda, Chromadorea, Rhabditida, Rhabditidae.
AUGGAUAACAAUGAGAAAAGCAGAUAUUUGUACCAGCAAUUUGAAGAGGCUUUGAGUGAAAAACUGAAAGCAAGAAAAUCUCAAUAUGUUCUCGAGGAUCUUAACAGAAAACAAAAACCGGCGGCUGAAUUGAAACCGGUGAGAAUUUCAAAUUUUCCUCUAACAAGGGAAGUGCCAGGUGUUGAACUUUCAAAAAAAAAAUUUGAUAAAAAAAUUUGCCUCGAUGCGGGAUCGAACCUGUGACCUAAAAUUUAAAAGACGUCCGUUUUUACCACUCGGCUACGCGCUCCUUUUUUUCUUCCCUGCAAAUGUUUGAUAAAUGAAACGAGGAAAAAGUUCAACACAUUAUGCACUUCCCUUGUAAAUCUUCUUCUCAAAACUACUUUAUAAUUCAGAUAUCUUCGGAGUAUCUUCUUCGUUCGCUUCAAAACCAAGAUGAUCAAAAUCAACUAUUCUCCCGCGAUGCACCAAAUCGUCCAUUCCUCAUCGGCGCCCCAGUUCCAGCAAAACAAAUUCGUAGUCAAAUCGAAUCCCUCGACAACGCCAUUGUUGUUCCACAAAUCAUCGAUGGUCGUGUCUUUUUCCUGACUCACGGCGAUUCGGACACCCAUACUGCCAUCGAAAGUGGAAGUGCUCAUAAUUUCCAAAAUUCCCAGCCUGUCAAUUUGAAGGACGUGAAAUUCAGUUAUGAGCAAUUGGUGCAACUUUUGGGACCGGCAACGUGUCAAAGAUUGGAAAGAGAAUUUGCGCGACAAAAUCGAUUGUCGGAAAUCGAGUUGGCACAAUUAAGAACCGCUCGUGAAUCAUUUUCAAGUGUUCACACUGCAAAUUCCCUCGAGCCCAAUCUCUUAUCUGUCAGAACUGCAAAUUCACUCGAACCGAAUUUGCUUAGCGUUCAUUCUGCACGUUCUCCAGGACCUGCCACUUUGAUUUUCUCGAAAUCUCCAGGAUUAUUGACUGCACAGGAAAGAGAGCCGAAUUUAUUGACAGUGAGAACUGCAAGAUCAAGAUCAAGAUCAAAUUUGUCUGCAAGAAGUCCAUCGGUUCACACGGCGAAUUCUCUCGAACCAAAUCUCUUAUCUGUCAGAACUGCAAAUUCACUCGAACCCAAUCUUUUGAGUGUUCAUUCUGCUCGUUCUCCAGGACCAGCCACUUUGAUUUUCGCGAAAUCGCCAGGAUUAUUGACUGCGCAGGAAAGAGAGCCGAAUUUAUUGACAGUAAGAACUGCAAGAUCAAGAUCCAAUUCACGCCUGUCUGCAAGAAGUCCAUCGGUUCACACGGCAAAUUCACUCGAGCCAAAUCUCUUAUCAGUUAGAACUGCAAAUUCUCUCGAACCCAAUCUCUUGAGUGUUCAUUCUGCUCGCUCUCCAGGACCAGCCACUUUGAUUUUUGCGAAAUCGCCAGGAUUAUUGACUGCGCAGGAAAGAGAGCCGAAUCUUUUGUCAACAAGAACUGCGAGAUCAUCUGCAAGUGAAUCUUCUGAUGUUAAUACUUGCGUCGAGAUUGCUGAUGAUCCAACGAUUGGAGUUUUGACUGCUCUUUCGAUUAGAAGUGCGGGUUCGAGAUCUUCGCAAGAUGUUAAUACUGCACUCCCAGUCCUCACUUUGGUUAGGUAGGCUUUUAUUUUUUUUUAAAUUUAUUUAUUUAUGAUUUGAAAUUAUUCUUUUAGAUCAUCGCAAGAUGUUGAAACUGCUCGCGAUAUUGAAUCAACAAGAUCUUCAAAAGAUGUUCAUACUGCAAUCGAGAUUCCAAAUCAAACAUUCAUCAUUUAA